AGUUUGCUUCGGGCAGCCCUGGGGAGGAGUGAGUAGAGGGGAGAAAACACAGCAAGGGACUGACCUGGGGACAAAAAUGGACACUGACUGCAACUUGGAGUAUGAUGAAUCCCCUGAUAUCUCUGUGGAAGGUGAAGAAGAGGAUGAAGAUGAGCCCCAAGAAAGAAACCCACUUUCUAACAGCAGUUUGAAAAACUUUAACCGGAACAGUGGAAGAAGGAAAACAAUGUCACCGGAUACAAUCGACACUGUUCAAAGUGAAGACAAUGGACUGACAUGGGAGACCAGUUCAAGCCGAUGUUCCACAUCCCAAGCGUCAGAAACUAGUGCUACAUCUGGUGUUUAUAGUAUGGACAACUCAUACGUGGAUUCUCCUCCGGGGAGAGUCAUGGAUGAAGGAAAGGCAGCACAGAAAACAAAUAGCUCAUUAGAUCAGAUGCCAUCAUUCCCAAACCAGAAUUCAGGCAUGGAUAGUAAAGAAUUUUCUAUAAAGCACAACCAAGUAACAGCUCAAAGAAGAGAACUGGAUCCUGCUGAUCCACAUUCGUGGCCCUUGCAAGUGCAACCAUCAAAGAUCAAAGACUAUUUGAUACAAAUCACACAGGAAGUGGAGAGUGUGGUGUCAGAAGAAAAAGAAAAUGCUUUGAAAAAAAAGGGGGAGCUACCAAUCAAGGGGACAGUACGAGCACGGAUCGAGCAGAUCACCGCAGUGCUGGAAGAGAGAAAUAAAAGGAUUUUCAGGAGGGCAAAUGAAAAAGAUUUGCCUUCAGGUGGCACCAGGAAGCCAAAAGAACAACCAAAAAUAUUCCCCAGGCAAGGCAUUUCUGUGUCUUUAAGACAUGUGGAAAGAGAUACAAGGGAUAAGAAUAAUAAGAAGGAAAUUAUACGCUAUAACCUCAAGCCUGUGCAGACAAACAUUUCAAAGUCGGGGGUGUCUACUUCCUAUAAAAAAGAUGAGAAGAAAAUGAGAAAAUCUGUUCUGCCGGAUGCUCUAAAUAAAACUUCAGAGAAACCAUCACCCAUUCUGUCGCCCCUUGCUAACAAAGCAAACAAGCUGGAUAAUAACUCCUAUUCACCUCUGACUCAAACAUCAGCAUCAGAACAUGCAGAACUUGCUCCACCCGGUGAUCAGGAUGCAGUGGAGAUUAAAGCAAAGCCACCUUUUCUCCCUGAUGUGGCCAGUGUCAUGUCAGAAAAGUCAUUCAGUUCUGUUGAGGAACCAGGGAAGCCAAUGUCAGAGCACCGUAUUCCAGGGGCCACAGGAGUUCCUUGUACCUCAGAUGCACCAGAGGGGCAAACAGCUCAACUGGACUCACCUAUUUCUGCUGGGCCUCUUUCUCACUCUGCUAAUGAAGAGGGGAACCAAGCUGAAUCAGCUCCAGUUGUGUCAUCAGAAUCUGCAGCUUGGGAUGUAAAGUAUCAAAAUGUUAGGCAGCCUGAAACUGUCCAGCACGAACAUGAGCCUUCUCUUCUGGCUGAAAAUGCAAGCCGAGAUAUUGAACUGCAUCCUUCAGAACUGGAGAGCAAAGGUUUGGCUUUGCUGUGUUCUACUGAAGAAACUGGAAAGCAAAUCAUUCCUUCUUAUUCACCUGCAGAGUCGUUGCCUGAAGAGGCAGAAGAUGCACCACAUUCUGUCACAGAAACAGAAAAGAAAGAAAGAAAGCAAUUGGAAGUAGAAUAUUUAAAGACGGAAGAUGCACAGAAACAACCAGGUGCAAUGCUACCAACAGAGCCAAAUCACCUUCCCGUGCCACCUUCAGCGGAAGAAUCAGUGACUAGGGAGGCUGAAAAAGUAUCUGCUUUCUCUUCCAUAGGUCUUAGCACAGAAAAACAGGAAUGCCUAAGUGGAGAAGAGCAUUUUAGACUUCCAGAGCUCUCAUGUCUUAUGGGUGAAGCUGAGAAAAAAGAACAAGUGGAAUUGAAUUUAGACAAGCAGGGCAUUCAGACACAAGCAUCGGCCACAGCGUUGCAGGAGCCAGAAUUUCAAGACGUAUCUUAUUCGAGAGAUAAAGAAGAGACUCAGACAGUACAACUAGAAUUUCAACAUCUAGACACAUCACUCCCUUUCCUCACUGCAGAGAGAAAAGUUCACCAAGAUUCUGAAUCAAUAAUACAGUCAGAAAAUGAACAGCCAGUUAUUUCUGAAGUCAGGAAGGUUGUGCAAGGAUCAGGAGACGUAGAACCAUCACAUCUCAGAGAUGUAGAAGUAAGUCCACACUUGUCUAUUGAGAAAAGCAAUGAGACUGCAGAACAACUACCGUCUGUUUCAUCUCUUCUCACUGACAUUGCAGAAAAGAAGGAAACUCAGUCACCUUCUCCAGCAGUACUUCAAUCAGAGCAGCCAAACUCUGUUGUAUCAUAUGUUACUGAACAAAUCGAGAAACAAGACAAUCUUCUAUGUACUCCUGAGAAAACAAUUUUGAUCUCAGAAGUGCCGCUUCCUACAGUGGCUGUCCAAAAUGCUGACAUGACAAAAUUAGACAUUCAGCCUGACUCAACCACAAAAACUUCAUCUAAAGAAUUAGUGUCUAUUUCAAGAGAGUCUGCUGCUGCUGCUGCUGCUGCUGAAGAGAAGACAAUCUGGCCUGAUUUGCCUCUGUCUGCUGAACCUCCUCCCAAAGCAUCUGUUCAGCUACACGAAGCAGCAGACUUAGAAAAUCAUAACCCUCCAUCUGUAAAAGCAAAUCUGUAUUCUGAAGAUCAGGAUGCCUCAUUGUCUCACAGUAGAGAUGACAGUCAGCAAGAAGUCCACCAUUUAUUUGGAACAGCACAGCUUGAGACGAAACAUUCAGUUACACCUGAAAUAAAAAAGCAAAAUACAAAUGAGUCCACGCAGUCCCAGCUGGAGAUGGAAGCAAUAGUUGCAUUAAGUUCUGCAGAUGAAGCAGAUACUAAAAUUAUGGAAAACUCCUUCACUGAACCUUCACAUCCAGAUUCACUGGAUGUUGUGCAUGUGCCAGAAAAGGAAGAGACAGUACAGGUGGAGACAGGACAAACUCCUCAACGGCUACCAUCCACAAGUCUACAAAAGGUGGAGUCAAAUGUAUCACAGUCAGUGGAAGAAACGGUGAUAAACGGAAUCCAGGUUUGUUUGCCUGCAACUGCAAAAGAUUCAUCUGAAUCAAUUUGUUCAACAGAACUACAAGAUAAUGGUGACUUUUCAACAGGACUAGCAGCCCCAGAUUCUGGAUUGUUAAAUAUACAAAACUCUACAGCUCAAGCAAUGGCACGUGACAUUACGGCAUCUAAAUCAGGCCAUGUGGCAAAGCAACCUAGACAGGCUGCAACUGCAGAAUUGGAGCCAGACUAUGUAUCAUCCAUGCCUGAAUCAAGAAUGCAUCUUGAUACAUCUUUCCCAGUGAUGAAUGCUGAGGAAGGAGACAGAGGUGUGACUCCAUGGUCAGACCAUGAAGGUCUAAUUUUAUCAGAAGCAGAGGGGAAAGUCACUGAGCAUGAUUCAGCCAUAACUCCAGCAUCUUCUGCUGCUCCAGAAUCACAAGAAAUUCAAAGCUGUUCAUCUAAUGAGGCAUCCGAAAAAUCUCAGAAGAUUUCAUCAUUAUCUCUAGGUGACACAAAGUCUCUAGAAAAUUCUGUGCCAGCUCCAGGGCAAUCAGAUUUUCUUUUGUCAGAUCAUAACAACAAACCACAGAAAGAAGAAAAUCAGUGCCUUUUGCCCCAGAAAUCAGAAUCAGUGCCGGAGGAGCAGCUGUCCCUUGCAGCCUUCCUCAUGGGUGAAUGUAGGGAACAGACCCUUCAUUUAUCUAGGGCUGUAAAAAUUGCACCUGAAGAAUCAAAGUUCAUUCCAGAAGAUGUAACUUCUGAAGCAGUAAAAGAAAUAGCUCCUUCUUUUUCACCUGUUCCUGAAGAACACAUUUCCAAAGAAACUUUUUCAUCAUUUGUUGUUGAUGGAGGGGAGGAACAGUCAAAUCAUCUGACUGCUGAGAAAGCAGAUGUACAAGAUGAUCAGUCUCAUUUAUUUGCCACUGCACAGUUUGAAAGAAGGAAUAAGGAUGUUGAGCUAUAUUGCCCUGUAACAGCACCGUCGGAACUAGAAGACAGGACAGCAUUGAAUACUACUGAAGAGAUAAGCAAGCAGGAGAUGCCUCAAAAUUUAUUUUCCGCUGUUCAACCAGCACCCACACGCCAGGGAUUAUUGCAUUGCACAGAAAAAAGAGAUAACCAAGAGAGCACACCUUUGGCAUCUCUACAGUCACCAGUCUUGCAAAAGGAGGCAGAACAUGUGGAUUUACUGCCACCAAUUAAAGAACAGAAGAUGGAAGUCAUUCAGCCUUAUUCAUCUGCAGCUGUUCAAGAUUUAUGUCAGCCUCUGGGCUACUUGCCUGACAAUGCAGAAGUGGAUUUUGGAGUUUCAAAGUCAUCAGAAUCUAUGGAUGAAGCAGAGAAAAAAGAAAUCCAGCCACCAAAGUAUGAAGCUGAAAAGUUAGAAUAUAAACAGCCAGCUUCAUCUCUUCUCACUGAGAUAGUGGGAAAGCAUGGGGUUUGCUCAUAUUCACCAGAAGCCUCCAUACCAGCAGUAUUGGGACAAGCAAACUUUGCUUUGAUGGAUUUUACUGAAGAAGCUAAAAAGCCAGAAGUCCAGCCUUGUUCUCCUGAAACCGUGGUGCCAGAAGAGCCCUUGUCCAUUGCUGCAUUCCUCCUUUCUGAGGCAAAAGAAAUGCAAACAUUUUUUCCAAAGACUGUGGAGAAAGAGAGCCUAGAUGUUCAACUUCCGUUUGAAGAACCCAAUUUGUUGAUAGAAGGAUCCACAAAUGGUUCAGCUUCGCCUUCUGAGAUUGAUGAAGCAAUUAAGAGGGAAAUCCAACCUUCUGCAACAUAUUUUGAAACAGAACAGCUUUCUCAUGAAUUUCAAGCAGAGGCUAUUGACCAAAAUAGAGAAAAUAUCUGUAAUAGCCCCACAAUAUCUAACUUAAUUUUGAAUGAGUCUUCUGAUACUGUCCUAUCAGAACAUAUGAGAGACACUCAGCUAGGGUCAGCAAACUCCGAUAAAACUAGCAAUAAGGCUAUUUUAAUUAGCAGUGAAACUGUUUCAGGAACAGAAGACAUAAAGAAUUUACCUCAUACAGACAUAACCUGGAAACAAACUGAAAACUACUUAGAAAAAGAGAAAGAAUUAAAAGACAAUGAAAAGCCAAGACAAAAAGCCAUAGCUACCCCUGAACUUGAUCAAGGUAAAAACGCAUCCAUGAAUUCUGAAUAUCAUGAGACAGUGAAUAUUCAUGUCCCUCCACCUGUUCCUGCCGUUGAUAAAGAAGAUAUGCACAUACCAGAGAAAGUAAAAUAUUUGGAAGCAGUUUCCUUCCCGAAAACCCAACCAUUUCAUCUUGUUGAAGAUUUGGUUGCUGACCAAAAACCCCUGAUGCAUAAAUUGGGUUCAAAAACUUCAGAGAGCCUAAAAAUAGACAACUUUGAAAAUAAAGAAAAUGAAUUAAAAGGACUUGUUAAAGAAAAAGAUGUCCAGGGUAGUAUAAAAAAUGAAAAGGAAAAAUUAACUAUUCCAGAAAACAAAAAUGAUGGAAUUGUAAAUGUCACUGGUUUGGAUAAUUUUGGAAAAGAUACCUUGACUGAUGACAGCUCCUUCACCCAAACAGGGAAAGAGCAGUCUGUUCAGGUAGUGCAGGGGCCAUUGAAAGAGACAAAGGAAAAUGCUGAGAAAUCCACACCUCCAGCUGCAAGCUUGGAAAAUAUUUUGGAGUUUUCUUUACUAGAAAGCAAAAUGGACGAAACUUUUCAUGGAGUGGAAAAGAAAGAAAAUGCAACAACUAUCCACCAAGAUAUCCCAAAGGUAUUAAAUAGAGACAAACAAGUUGAUGUUGUCAGGACAAAUGAUAAAAAUAAGGAGGAGAUAAACUUAGUAGGUGCAUUUUUAUUUCACGCAGAAAAUGAUACGUUAUCCCAAACUCCAUUAAUUCCCUUGCCAGAUGAGACAGUUAACCCUGAGCUGAUAGCAGGGCAGCCUGCUCUGGCAUCUUGGAACAGGGAUCUGUGUGAAAAAGAAGAGAUGGAAUCCGAAGAAGAUAGUUAUAAACAUCUAUCUGAUGAAAACAUUAAGGAUACUGAUGUGCCUUUGCAUGGAGAACAUGGUGCCCCAGAUGAUGAAAUUACAGUUUUCUUUCAAAGAGGCAGUCCUAAACAUGGUAGUCCAAAUAACUUGGAGGAUUCUAAAAGGGAACAAGUUCUGAAGCACCAGAAUGUUACUGAUGAGCCACCAGUCUUGCAAGAUGCAUAUGAAUCAAAUGAAAAGGAAUGUGAGUCUGUUUAUAUUCCAUCUAAAGUAACUGAAAUGGUUAAUGAUGCAUUGAUAGAUGAGCCAGCAGAAAUCAUAAGUGAUGUAAAAGUUCAGAUUUGUCUACCAACACAUGCAAUACCCUUUGGAAGCAGGUUCUAUCAUUCAGGUGCAACCAGUGAUGAUGGCAGUCAGAACAGAGUAGAAGAAUCCUCAUCUUCUGAAACAAGUCAGAUGUUGCCAGAGGAAACAAGCGAUGAAGAGUCUUGUCCAAUACUGGAUUAUGCAGCAACUGUUUAUCAAAAGGAAUCAUCAGUGCAAGAUGAAUCAACUUGUCUUGUAACUGACCAAACACAACAAUCUGAAAUAACAGAAGUUGAUAAAGUAGAUAAUGAUGUGGCAAGGGAACCUUUGGAAGAAGGUGCUCUGUUUCCGGAAACAUUCCACCAUGAGGGACAAUUAGAACAACAUUCUGUUGAAGGCCCUGAGCCUGUGGCGCAGGGUGUGUACGCUUUAGACCAUGAACAUCUUCCAUCUUGGGAUUUUGAGGGUCAAACAUAUGAAAAAAGAGUUAAUGAAAAUAUUUCCAGUGAUCUAGUUAAGCUCAACAGAGAUGAUACAAACCAACAACUUUCAGCAUCUGAGGCAAAAUCUGACAAAGUGUUUGGGGAACUUGACUUCUCUCUUUUGUCACACGAUUUUGAAUCAUAUUCAUUAUACCCAAUAAAAGAAGAAGAAUACAGUGAUGAUGAAGAUCUAGCUGAGCUCAUGGGAUAUGAAACAGUGACACGAGAUGAUGUUUUUCAAGAAGAAACAGUCUCAGAGCUAGCUUGCGAAGAGCUACUAUUUGAUGACAGGAAAUCUUUAGAUCGCAUUAGUGAUGGCUAUGAAUUUAUAAAUGAAAAAGAAGCCAGUACAUAUACAGAAGAAGGGGAGUUGAUGGGUCUUGAGAAACUCCCAGAGAAAGUUCCAGAAAGCGAGGUUCCACAGAGAGAAACAGAACUGGCACAAUUAGAUACUUAUUGCUCUGAGUGCAAGUGUCUCAUAUCAGCAAAUGACAAGCUUUGGGGAGAGCAUAAAGACCACAGUGUGGCAAACCUGGACACAGGUGUGAUUGAGUUAAAGGGUCAGUUGGAUGGAUUCCUAGAUAUUUUACAAGAAAGGUCUUUGAAGAUUGAAGGCUACGUCAGUGAAAUAGAGGCCCUUUUCAAUACCCUUGAGGAUAACUGCAAGGGAAAGGAACAGCUUUUGGAAGAACAACAUGAAAACAUUGUCAAAACUGUACUAGGACAUCAUGAUCAAAAGGCGCAGAGGUUUGAAGAAAUAAAGAACACAAAAAUGGAGUACCUCUAUGAACAGAUGGUUACUUUUCAAGAAUAUAUUGAUACAGCAAAAGAAAACUUGGAGACUAUUGUAAAGGAAACUGAAGAAAUGGAUGAUUUUGUUUUCCUAAGGUCAUCAGAGGAAAUAAACAAAAGGCUACUUUCUGCUGUGGAGGAUAUUCAGACUCUGGAAAAAAUUCCCACUGCGUUUUCGCAUUUUGAACAUUUUGCAGGCAACUCAGCAAGUGGCAACUGGGCCUUAGAGCACAUGUCUGUUCCACAGACCCCCAAAUUGCAACCUCAGGAACCAAACUCAGCAACAAGCACCUCAAUUGCCGUUUACUGGACUGUGAGUGAAGAUGAUGUCAUUGAUUUCUUCCAAGUCUAUUGUAUGGAGGAACACCAAGGAAGGCAAGAACAAAGUGGGUUAGUAGAAGAAUAUCGUGUUACUGUGAAGGAGAGCAACUGCAUUUUGGAAGACUUGGAACCUGGCCAUUCCUAUAAUGUGUGGAUUAUGGCUGUAAACUACGCAGGAUGUAGCUUUCCCAGUGAGAAAUCCACAUUUAGAACUGCUCCCCCAACCCCUGUAAUGAAGGCUGAAGACUGCACUGUGUGCUGGGAUACUGCCACCAUUCGCUGGUGCACCGGCCAUUCAGAAGCAACAGACUCUUUCACACUCGAGUACUGCAGGCAAUAUUCUCCAGAAGGUGAAGGCCUCAGGUCUCUGGCUGGAAUUAAAAGAACUGAACUGAAAGUGAAUCUAGAACCAAAUAUAAAUUAUUUCUUCUAUGUGAGAGCUGUUAAUGUCUUUGGGAUGAGCGAACAGAGCGAAGCGGCCCUCGUCUCGACAAAAGGAACUAGAUUUCACAUCAUGAAAGAAACAGCUCACCCGGCAUUGCAAGUGUCUCCAAGUGGAACUAUAAUAUGCCUUCCCAAAGAAACUCAAACCAUUGGAAUCUCACCGGUUUUGGGAGAGCUUUUGUCUUCUCGAGGAUGGCAUUACUGGGAAGUAACUGUGACUGGCUCUGAGACUUACAAGAUUGGGAUCUGCUACUCCGGUGUUCCACCUGACAGUACCCUGGGGCAGAACAAUUCUUCCUGGUGCUUGUAUUGUUCUAGCAAAACCAGUCUCAUCUAUACAGUUCUCCACAACAGCAAGAUGAGUGACGUUAUUGUGACAGAACAUCCUGCCCGGAUUGGCAUUCUGCUGGACUAUAACACUGGAAGACUUUUAUUUUUCAAUGCAGAACGAGGACAAUGCCUCUUUGCCAUCAGGCAGAAGUUCACUGCUUCAGCACACCCUGUCUUUGGUUUGGAACAGCCAGGAAUCCUUCAACUGCACACAGGCAUGGAGCUUCCAGAAUUUGUGAAGAAUAGCUAAAAGUUUUCUUUCUGUCUACCUGCAAGACAAACCAUAAGAAUUUCAUUUUUAAAAAGGCUUAGGAUGAUCUUUUUCACCUCUUUAAUAUAUACGGUGGUAGAACAAGACUGCUUUGAUAUGCAGGUUCUAUUCUACCCUGCCCUCUCCCAGGGGUUCCCAACUCCUCCUGGAGAGGCUUCUGCCCCACCUCUCAAUAGGGCUACUGCUACACCACCUGACCUUUGUAGAAAUUUCCCACUGAGGAUGGUCAGGACCCCGCCCCACGCUUCCUUUUCAACUUGCCUCUAUGUCUUCUGCUUCCCCCUUUCUGGGCACCACAGAGAUAAUUUACUGCCUAGUACACCCUGGAGGAAUAGCUGCUUUCCAACUGCCAGCCUUCCACCCUCCUGGCACCUUCUUCAUAAAAUAGCGUUUCCAAGACAGCGGAAGUCUGUAAUACAGAGAACUGCUACCAGGAUCCAACCUAUUUGAUGGUCCCAGCCAGUAGAGCUCCCAAGAGUCUUAUCAGUUCCCAGUCCCCACCCCUUGACCUGGUCAGUCUGGAUCAAGGAAGCUUUUUCUGCUAGGUAUUCUCAUCCUGAGGUCAUUCUAUCCUUUUGAGACCUCCUAAUCUGUAAUACCUGCUUGGAGAAACGGGGUGGGGGGGUGGGGGGGAGAGAGACUUAACCCAUCCCAUUGUCUCUCGCUACCUGUAUUGGCAUUUCUAAGAAGGUGGCUGGGUGAGGUGGCUGAAGCCUCCUGCCCCAGGGGGUGGGGGGAAAUGCAUAAACAUUCCCUUCAAACCUCAAGGGAAGGGGAACCAUUUCUUCACAUAUGCUAUCCACAAGAAGCUUAAUGACCUAAUGGGCCUGCACCAUCUUUCCCCCUUCUAAGAGCAGCUUCCUUGCUGCAGAACCUUCCAGAAUGUUUUUAAAUGGGAGGAUGCUUUAGAAGCAAUUUGCAGCACAUGUCAAAGAAGCUCCCCUUGACAAUGAUAAUUAAGAAAAGACCUGCAGAUCCCAACCGAUGGUCCAGCUAAGCAGCAGUCUGUUUUCCACAAGAACCUACCAGGUGUUGUUAUCCAAACCAGUUGCCAUGUCAUGAAGAGCACCCCCUUAACAUGAAGAACUAGAACAGGAGUACAUGGUAAAUGGGGAGACCUUGAAGUUUGUUUCUAUACUGCUCCCAGUUUGACACAGUGAAGCUUCCAGUGAGGGAAAGGUGGAAGUGAGACAGGUAUUUAACCAGAAAGUGUUAUUAUCCUCAACAAAAUACACACUGGAAAAUGAGAAAUCAGUACAAAAGAACAGACAAGCAAGUGAUUACAUCACAGACACCAAUAAAACUCACUUUGCACAAA
Molecule: messenger RNA, 10286 nt
Organism: Sphaerodactylus townsendi
Lineage: Eukaryota; Metazoa; Chordata; Lepidosauria; Squamata; Sphaerodactylidae
Gene: CMYA5
Product: cardiomyopathy associated 5
Exons: 13
Coding region: 77-8947 (2956 amino acids)
Molecular function (GO): protein binding
Source: RefSeq, a predicted model, not a curated record